Molecule: messenger RNA, 2911 nt
Organism: Paramuricea clavata
Lineage: Eukaryota; Metazoa; Cnidaria; Anthozoa; Malacalcyonacea; Plexauridae
Source: the annotation of a GenBank genome assembly
AUGUUCAUUCUCAAUAAGCUUAAAAAGCGACUUGCCAACACAAGGCCUGCCAAAAGGCCACAAGGCAAAGUCCCUGCCAGAUCCAACAAACGGAAGCUUGAAUUACCAAAACGAAGUAAGUAACUGCAUACUUCUAUAUAUAUGCAGUGAAUCCCUUAGUAGCUAUGAAUUUGUAGAAACAGAGUCGUUUUUGCAUUGCAUAUUAAUAUGAGUAGGGGUACAGUAGAUACCUUCAUAGCUGUUUGCUAUAUAACUAAAGUGGUGGUUCUCCCAAGGUUAUUAGCAAGGUUCAGAUUUAACUUUCACUGCGACUACCGCUACCUUUAAGACAUCAUGAACCAAUCAGAUGCGUUUAUUCCACCCGAUUAACCAAUCAAAUACGUCUUUAGCCAGCGAAAGGUAGCGGUAGUGGAAGCCAAAUCUUAAUACCAUAAUAUUCCAUAUACUCCAAUAUACCAUACCAUAAUUGGUAUUUUGUACAUGGUUUAAAGGUUUAAGUGCUAUACUGGAAGUUGGGGAAAACGUCAAUAAAGACAAUAAUGCAGAUAUCAACUCUGAAGAUAUCAACAAUGAGCCUGAAAAUACAGCCUCAAACUCUGAUACAACAAUUGAUGAAAGACAUUAUGCCUCUCUAAACAAAGAGCAAAGAAAAAGUAAACCAAAUAAAGCAGUAGUAAAUAAAUAUUUGAACGUGAAAUUUGCAUCCAGGAAGGAAUGCCUGCAAGCAACAAGAAAAGAGGACAGACCAAGAUUCAUAAUUGACACCUACCCAUGCUUUAAAGAUCCUUCUGAGGUUUGUACUGUAGUGUCUAUCUGUACUUUUGCACAUGCCAUUAAUCAGAAGUUUCUUAUUUCUGCGGAAUGUGUUUUUUUUUAAACUCCGUGAGUUUUCAACUUUUUCCUUUCAAACUUGGUCAGAUAUUGGAAUUAGUCAAAAUUUAGGCCAAUUUAACACUCAAAAGGUGUUCUGUAACCUUAAUUUGCUCACUGCUUUGCUAUUUUAUAUUAUGUACAGUACAUGUACGUCCUACGAUAUUGUCCCCUGCUUGGAUAGCAUGUACAAGGUGAUAGUACUUUAUUGGAUAGUGUUAAUAAUUUCAGACCAAAUUUGUUUUCAAAUAUUUGUUACUUUUUUGAGGUGUUGGAGAAGGUUAGACGUAGUUUGUCGCAGCCAGAGGAGGAAGAUGUUGGACAUUAUCUGAAGACAUGUGUUGAAAAUCUAAAGAUUAAACUAGAUCAUCUCAUAUACUAUGGGAUUUCAAAGAGUGCACUUCGCCCGCCAACGAAUAUUAGUGAUGGUAGAAUAGUGAAAGUACAGUUAGUAGCAGUUAGAAUUAGAUGUCUACCGAGAUAUGUUUAAUUUAAAGUUGUGAUUUAUACUGUAUCCUGUUUACAGUAUGUUCCAUACAGAUGGAUUGGAUAUCAUCGAUUAGUUUCAAGCUUUUGGUCUGCAAUCUCGGAUCAUGUUCAGUACAAAUAAUCGUUAUUGUUACAGUACAUGCAUGCAUAUGAGGGCUACUUGCACACGUGAAGACCCGAGCUUACAGACCAACAGUUUUGAAAAAUUCCUGUUGCUAGUGGUCUAAAAUCUAAUUAUGUUUUCUAACAUGGCAAGGUGAUUCAUUUAAUGAAAGGGUUGAACAACGUCUUCAAGCCAAAAGGAAAACAGUCAACAAAGCAAUUGAAAGCUAAAGAAAUAUUCCAUGUUAUUGAGGUGGGUGUUGCCCUCUGAUCAGGCUGGAAAAUGUCGAGCAGCGCUGCUGCCAGGAAAUUUUUAACAUAAGGGUAAAUUACCAUGGCGAACAACAUGGCAUACGUGCCAAGAUCCAAAUCUGCAAUGAAAUUCCUGAAAAUGACCAUGCCUAGAUAACUCCUGAUCAAUCAAAGCUACAAACUUUCUUGAGUACCCAUAUUUGUUUAGAAUGGUUACUUUUAGGGGUGGUAAUUCGAGAGUGUAUUGUGUCUUUUUAUUAGAAAAUGACCAUGCAUCAUCCCCGGUGAAAUGCUAUGUUUUCUUUACUAUUUCCUGAAACUUUCACCAUAGGAUGAGUGUGCAUGGUCUUUUCUUGUAAUAUAUUAUAACUAGACACAUUUCACCCUCCAUGUCGGCUGUGCCAUUUCUAGGCGUUGUCAUUUUCAGAACUUUCACCCCGGAAUCGGGUUUCGGGACAUAUGCAAUGUUGUUUACCCUGAUAAUUUUAUCCUAAAACAUUUGAGAUUACUUGUCUUAAAUGAAACGCAUAUACGAACUCCUAUAGCUGGGUUUCAAUCACGUGAGUCACUGACAUUUUAGCACUUGGUGGUCGAUCGAGUUCAUUGUUCAUUAUAUGUAUUCGCCUUGUGUUUAGUAGCAAUCACAAGGCAUAAAGCGACGAUAUGUGCAAAGUUGACCACCAUGUGUUUCCCUAUGAAAAAGGCCUAGUGAAACCCACCUAUACAGGUCCUGGACUAGAAUGGCAACAAUGUUCAUCUUACUUUCUUUAUUGCAUUUGUUUGAGUAUCAAAGGGAAAAUUAUGGUAAACGUGAAAAAUUGUGAUCAUUUACUUUGUUGCAUCAUGGUACAUUUGGCUUACAUUAAUUCUAUUUGUAUCACUGUAGGGCGAUGAAGGACCUUGUGACUGGCAACGAAAGCGAUCAUCUUAUAUACCAGGGCUUGCUGUGUCAUCAAAUGGCGCAGCAUUACUGCUUGGGAGAGAUAUCUUCAUAAUCUUCAGUGCAGGUGAAAUGGUUGAAGCUGUCAUUACACUUAUAGCCAGCUUCUACCUCAUGGAUCUCGAUUAUCCUUCAGGAUUGCUAGUUGGAUUAUCUAUCAUGCAACAAAUUUGUUUUGGUGAUAGUGUAAUCCACCCGGAUGGCAAGGACGAUGUCAUCAAAGCAUGGAAUGACUUACAGAAAUACUGUAGUGAUUAA